This is a messenger RNA of Chrysoperla carnea, 1953 nucleotides long. Its product is annotated as lipase member H-A-like. Gene Ontology annotation, biological process: lipid metabolic process. The transcript is spliced from 6 exons. Bases 76 to 1086 code for a protein of 336 amino acids. The record is from RefSeq and is a predicted model, not a curated record. Gene Ontology annotation, molecular function: lipase activity. NCBI's taxonomy places the organism in Eukaryota, Metazoa, Arthropoda, Insecta, Neuroptera, Chrysopidae.
UAAUUAAUAUAUUUAAAUAGUAAAUAAUAAUGAAUUUAUUGUAUGCUACAUUAUUAGUGGAUAAUUUAUUCAAAAAUGUUUGCUCAAAUAUUAACUGUGAUUGUUGUUUUAAAUAUAUUAAAACAACAACAUGUAGUUAACAGUGCUGAAUGGAGUUAUUCAAAGAAUUGUGUAAUUUUACUAUAUGAAACAUGUGAUAAUAGCCAAUAUAUUGAAUAUCAUUUUAUAUCAACAAAUAAUAUAUAUGAUCAACCAAUUAAACUUGACCCAAACAAUGUAAUAUUACCAAAAACAUACAAUGUAACGGGACCAACCAAAGUUUUAAUACAUGGUUAUGGUGGUACAAGGGAUCAAUCAUUUCCUGAAAUAUUAAAAGCGUAUACAGAUGUACCUGAUCUAAAUAUAAUUAUAGUUAAUUGGCAAAGAAUAUCAGAAGUUCCUUGUUAUGUCGGUGCAUUAAUUAAUACAUGGCAUGUAGGCCAAUGUACGGCGACCCUAUUAACCAGUUUAUUAGCAUAUUCUGGACAAUCACCUGAACAAUUGCAUUUAGUUGGAUUUUCAUUAGGUGCUCAUGUUGCUGGAAUUACAGGAACAUUGUAUACGAAAGCCACCAAUCAAAAAUUUGCACGAAUAACAGGUUUGGAUCCAGCAUUACCCUUGUAUGCAACAUUGAGCUUUGUACGUGAAUGGAUUUUAGAUGUCGGUGAUGCCCAUUUUGUAGAUAUCAUUCAUACAAACGCAGGUGUUUUUGGGAAAAUUGAAAAUACUGGUGAUGUUGAUUUUUACGUCAAUGGUGGCAGCGCUCAGCCCAUGUGUUCGAACCAAUCUAGUCCAAGAUUGUGUAGCCAUUUUAUGGCUCCAGUAUAUUUUUCGGAGUCAAUUUCAUCAAAUGUUGGAUUUUAUGGAAAAUCGUGUCCUAGCUAUUAUACCAUUUUAUUCGGUCAAUGUAAUUAUGAUGGAAAUAAUGAGCUUACACCUAUAAAAAAUAGUCGAAUUAUGGGUGAACAUUGUGAUACUAGAUCGCGUGGAAUUUAUUAUGUGAAGACAGCAUAUCAAUCUCCAUACGCUUUAGGACCUUACGAAUAAGUUAGUAUGAUACACAUUUUAAGUUUUAAUUUAUAUUAGAACGUGGGACAUAAAUUUUGUUUUGUUAAAUGAUUAAUAUACAUGUUUGAAACUUCGUGAAUGGCUUCCUUUUGUCGAUUCUACCAAACUUCUCUCUACGACUUUUUUCGAGCUACUGCGUUUUCAAAUGAGCAUGAUAAUGGCAUAUUUAAGCUAUCAUCUGAAAGAGCACGGCAUGAAUAUAGUAGACACUAUGACACCACUUGAUAACAUUAAUAAUUAUUAAACAAUUCAGCAAAAGUGAUCCAUGUAUGUAUUAAAAACAAAAGUACUUAAGUAUAGCAUGUUCGAGGUGGUAGAUAAGGUUAUCGGUGGAGUAUUUUUAUCGGGCACAAUAUUUUAUUGUUUAAUAAUUAUUAAUGUGUUUAAUUAUUAAUGUGGUCAUACCGUCUCAAAAAUUCCUUACUGCAUUUUUUUCAGACCGAAUGCUUAAGUAUGACGUUAUGAUUCUCAUUUGAAAACACGUUCGAAAAAAGUGGCAGAGAGAAGUUUCAAGUAUGUAUUAUUGGGCCGUAAAGUAACUGAAAAUAAGCGAUUUUAUGAAUUUAUUCAAAGGUAAAAAAAGGGAAGGUUUUGGCAUCCAGUUUAAGACCCAUCUAAGGCGCAAUCUCAGAAGUGCUAGGGUUGCGUUAAUUAACUCUUUGUAUACAUAAAAAAAAAACUAUUUUUGGCCAAUAUCUCGAAAACCAUCAACUUCAUGAAAAAUAGUUUCAAACAAAAAUUGUCGGAAAUUUUUUUCACUUUAAAAAAUAUUAAAUAAAAAAUUUUGAUAUCUUCAGCCAUUUUCUCGAGAAUCAGGAAAAACGGCCAAAUAAAUAUUUUUAUGCU